AUGGACAUAUUUUGUGGCGUAUCAGCGAUAUUUUUUUUGAUCAUUCAAGCACAUCAAGCUAAUUCACAAUGCUUCAGUAGAUGCAGCUGUGUGACGGACCGUAAUGGAAGGUCACUUAUAUGCAUGGAGGAGAGCGCGUUUGGGGCCAUACCAGCGAACAUUCCAGAUGAUAUGAACAAAAUACGCAUUGAAAAAUCUCACUUCACCGAAAUACCUCGGGCAGCGUUCUCAAACGUGCCGGCCUUAGAAAACCUGUGGUUGAACUUCAACGAGAUCACCGUGAUCAAUUCGAAGGGUUUCGAAGGUUUGGGGAAUUUAACCGAGCUCCGCCUGCAAGGGAACAAACUGAGGUCGGUGCCAUGGACAGCGUUCGAGGACACCCCGGCCCUCAAGAUCCUGGACCUGAAACACAACCAGCUGGACGUCGUACCGGAGCAUGCGUUAAAGUUUCUGCCAGUUCUCACGUACUUAGAUGUAUCCUUCAAUCAACUCACGGUAAUUUCAAAGGACGUCUUCCUAAACUGGCCUCUCCAUCAGAAGACACAGGGCAUGGGCGAGAGGGAGGUGACGGGUUUUGCGCCCAACGUCAUGCUGGCCCUUCACGACAACGCCUGGCUUUGCGACUGCCGCCUGAAGGGCUUUGUGGAAUUUAUCAAAUCCAUCAGCCCGCCCAUCAUUCUGAUGAACUCCUACUUGACUUGCUCCGGGCCGGACUUUAGGGCAGGCAAGUUCUUCCACGAAGUGGAGCUGAAAGCCUGCAUCAAGCCCAUUGUGACCACGCCGUCCGCCAAUAUCAGCAUGCCGCAGGGAGUAAAUACGACUCUCAGCUGCCUCGCGAAGGCCAGGCCGAACCCGGCGGUGUGGUGGACAUAUGGUCUGAAGAUAAUCAGAGGAUUUCAUGAGUUUCAGGAGAGCGUGGAUGAGGACACCAUCAGUUCCCACUUGGUGAUACCCUCCCUUCACGUUGCUGACCAGGGCGUUUACACCUGCACUGCCGUCAAUUUCAUCGGCAACUCAUCUGUCAACAUCCUCCUGGACGUCCAUUCUCCGGACGGCUCCCAGUCAGCGCUCUCCCCUGGUUUCUCAGCCCCAGUUGCCACGGCUGAGGAAAAUGUCUACAUCGACAUCCGCAUUGCCAAGCAGACAAUACGGGGCAUCACAAUCGAGUGGUACGCUGUCUUAGACCACCCGUACGAAACCUGGUUCACCAUCCAUUUUGGCCGCUGGGGCUCCAACAAGAGGGAGACGAUCUACAUUGGCCCGGGGAUCAACUCUUACUCUGUGUCUGAUUUAAUGCCUGCCACCAAAUAUGACAUUUGCGUCACCCUCAAGAACCAGACACCACGUCCCGGACAGUGCAUUGUCUUUGUGACAGGAAGUGACGUCACAGAGAAGGAACAACGGGAGAAGUUGAUUCACAUUGUGGUGAUAGUUCUCGCCAUGGUGCUGGCUGUGCCUGCUGGCAUGUAUGCCUGCACCACCGACACCAAGUUUACCUGCUUGGACGGUAUCAUGGAGUCCUGGAAGCGUCGUCAGAGAGAUGAUGAUUCAUCGGAGAGGGAGAGGCAAGGCAACUUUGAUAGCCUGCAGGCGGCCAGCGACGAGGGCCUGGUUAAUAAAGACUCCAGUCAGGAGAGGAAGGUGAGGCGGAGGUCUGAUGACCGAAUUCUCAAAGGGAAGGGCGAUCACUGCAGACUCACAGCCGAACUCUAUUAA
This is a messenger RNA of Lampris incognitus (smalleye Pacific opah), 1716 nucleotides long. RefSeq names its product leucine-rich repeat, immunoglobulin-like and transmembrane domains 2 (gene lrit2). The transcript has 3 exons. The record is from RefSeq and is a predicted model, not a curated record. NCBI's taxonomy places the organism in Eukaryota, Metazoa, Chordata, Actinopteri, Lampriformes, Lampridae. Gene Ontology annotation, molecular function: protein binding. Bases 1 to 1716 code for a protein of 571 amino acids.